This is a messenger RNA of Scophthalmus maximus (turbot), 3350 nucleotides long. RefSeq names its product G protein-coupled receptor 155b (gene gpr155b). The coding region runs from base 204 to 2972 and encodes 922 amino acids. Gene Ontology annotation, cellular component: membrane. Gene Ontology annotation, biological process: intracellular signal transduction; G protein-coupled receptor signaling pathway; transmembrane transport. The record is from RefSeq and is a predicted model, not a curated record. NCBI's taxonomy places the organism in Eukaryota, Metazoa, Chordata, Actinopteri, Pleuronectiformes, Scophthalmidae. The transcript has 20 exons. Gene Ontology annotation, molecular function: G protein-coupled receptor activity.
CAUCUGUUUAGGGCGUUGCCGCUGCUCUUCCUGGCAGCUGUCAGAGACUCAGGCGCUGGUUCUUCUCACCCGGGCGGUGACGAACAAACACGCAGCGGGGCGACACGCACACGAAGCCCGUGUGUACCCGAACAAACAUGGUUCAAUAAGUAACGGAGGGUGCUGAUAUUCCCCUCCUCCCCGCUCCCCAGCCCAUCGCCACCAUGGAGACCGCCAACAACUUUGUGCUGAUCCAUGGGAAGAACAUAUCCCAUAAUGCCCUCGCGGCGGGUGCCGCUGCCGGGCCCCACAUGUCCAUUGACAAGCUGUUCCCGGCGCUCCUCGAGUGCUUUGGCAUCAUUUUGUGUGGCUACAUCGCCGGCAGGGCCGAUAUCAUCACGGAGAGCCAGGCGAAGGGUUUGGGGAACUUUGUGUCCAAGUUUGCUCUUCCGGCUCUGCUCUUCAAGAACAUGGUGCUGUUGGACUUCGGAGACGUCAUCUGGGCGUUUCUCUGGAGCGUCCUGAUCGCUAAGGUGACGGUGUUCGUGCUGGUGUGUGUGCUGACACUGGUGGUGGCCAGUCCAGAAACCAGGUACGGCAAGGCCGGUCUGUACGCUAUCUUUGCUACGCAGAGCAAUGACUUCGCCUUGGGAUACCCCAUAGUUGAUGCUCUGUAUCGGAGCACAUAUCCAGAAUACCUCCAGUACAUCUAUCUGGUGGCCCCGGUCUCCCUCAUGCUCCUCAACCCCAUCGGCUUCGCUCUGUGUGAGGUGCAGCGGUGGAGGCAGGCCAACCAUCCGCAGCACAGCAGCACCCGUGGCGUCGUGGGAGUUGUGGUCCUGCAGGUGUUGAAGAACCCAGUGGUGUUCAUGGUGAUCGUGGGAAUCAUCUCCCAUUUUGCUCUGGGCCAACGCAUCCCUGCCGUGUUGGUGGAGUUCAUCGACGGCCUGGCCAACUCUUUUGGAGGGGCCGCCUUGUUUUACCUCGGCCUCACUAUGGUCGGCCAGCUCCGAAAACUAACCAGAGACACUGGAGUCGCCUUGAUACUCCUCAUCACAGCCAAGCUCCUGGUGAUGCCGCUGGUCUGUAAAGACAUGGUCGACAUUCUGGACGUAGGAGUGAACAGCACGAGCUCCAACCACACCAGUUUGUCCAACUUUGCGUUCCUGUACGGCGUCUUCCCCACCGCGCCCAGCGUGGCCAUCUACGCCGGACACUACAAUAUGGAGUUAGAGGUGGUAACAUCGGGGAUGGUUAUCAGCACCUUCCUGUCGGCGCCCAUCAUGUAUGUGUCGGCCUGGUUACUGACGAUCCCUCUGAUGGACCCGACGCCUCUGGUGACCGAGCUGGAAAACGUUAGCUUCAACAUCAGCAUCGUCAGCCUUGUGGCGCUGGUUUGGACUAUAGCGGUGAUGUUGCUCAGCCGGAAAUUCAACAGACUUCCUCACCUCUUCGCCUUAAAUCUCUUUCUGGCUCAGUUUUUGGUGUGUGUCAGUAUGAUCCUGUGGAACUUCCUGGUGAAACAAGAGGAUAAUCUGCUCAGCAAAGUUCUCACCUUCACGUUGCUCUACGGCUCGCUGUACAGCACCUACGUCUGGACAGGUUUAAUCCCUCUGUGUCUGGCUCUGACUACCAGAGACGAUCUGCUGAGACUCCGACCGGGAGUGUUCAUGAUUCUGGGUUGGGGGGUUCCCUUCCUCGUGGUCGGAGGUCUUCUGAUAUUUGGAGAGAGGACUGAUACCGUGGACUCUGCUUUCUUUUAUGGCAGAGCUCAGAUCGUCAGCACAGCGGUGGUGCUCGCGGUCAGCCUGGUGCUCGGCGCCAUAUCUCUGAUGGGGCUCAGCCAGGGAGACCGGGAGCAGAGGGGUUACGAGGCCCUGAGCAGAGCCGGCGCCGCGGCGGCGGGCUGCACCAACGACGAGCUGAGGACCCCUGCUGGCCUGGAGGAUCCGUCGCAACCACAGGAAGAGACGCUCGUGGCAAAUUCACCCAUCUGCAGCAUCAACUCGGACCUCCACAGUUUCUCUCCCGUCCAGAACAUACCGGACAUGAUAGCCAGCACGCAGAGGGAGACCACAAACCACACAGUUUCCUCUCCAGACCACAGCGGGGCGCUGUGUGACCGGCUGCAGUCUUCCUCCUCAGAGCAGCCGCUCAACCUGCCGCCGCCCGGGCUUCAACCGGCCGACGACAAGCAGACGGUCCGACACGUGCUGCUCUGUCUGCUGCUCAUCGUCAGCCUGCUCGCGAACCUGUCCAGUUGUCUGUGGUGGUUGUUCAACAAAGAUCCAGGACGACUUUACCUCGAACUGCAGUUCUUCUGCGCUGUGGCAAACUACGGACAGGGUUUCCUGUCCUUCGGGAUCUUUGGUCUGGACAGACACCUCAUCAUCUUGCCGUUCAAGAAGAGGUUGCUCGGCCUGUGGCAGGGCAGAGACCCCGAUGACCUGAGUCCCUCAGGUGUACCAGAGGAGGUCAGACUCACCUGUACCCAGUUUGUACGCUACCACAAAGACCAGUGUGUACAGGACAUAGUACACACACGCAGGUUCGGAGAGGGAAGCGGGCCGGAGGAGGAGGGGGAGGAGGAGGUGGAGGAGAACGGGCUUUCCAGACAUUCCCUUUCCCGUCGGCCCACACACUCACAUCAGGAACAUCAGGAGCCCGACAUCGAACACCGAGCUUGUACCGCCAACUCCGACCCAGAGGAGCAGAUUUCUCACGACACAGCUGAUCCACGACAUGUUCUUCCCGCUCCGAGCUCGCCCCGCCCCCGUCAACGCGACGCACGGUCCCGUCUCAAAGGUGCCUUCCGGGGCAGCGACCUGGUCGACUGGCUGGUGGAGCGGGGCCUGUGCGCCGGGCGGGCCGAGGCCCAGCUGUACGGCGCUCGACUCCAGCGGGGAGGGGUGUUGGAUCGCCCGGCGGGUCGGCUCGGCUUCAGGGACCAGGCUUCGCUGUUGUACCACUUCACAGGGGGAGGGGGAGGGUAGAGGAAGAAAUGGGCUUAACGGUACUAAGGAGCAACCACCGUGGACGAGUGCCAGAGUGGACAUGUUACUUAUCGUCCACAACGAGCUAACUAAAGUAUGUGAUUGUGGAAAUUCAGAUUCGUUUGAUCCAUAAAAGAUCAAGUGGUACAUUUCAUAACACGAUCGCCUUGAUUGACAGUUGUCAUAGGCGACAGUAUCCGUGGUGGUUGCCGCUUCAACCCUCUGGACCCCAAAUGUCUCGCUCCAAACUACGGCUGCAACUAACGAUUAUUUUCAUUAUCGAUUAACCGAUUAGUUGUUUGUUCCAUAAAACGGUGACAAAUGUCCCAAAACUCCAAGAUGAUGGUUUUUUUUGUCCACACACCAAAGAUAUUUAGU